Phalaenopsis equestris is the source of this 3333-nucleotide messenger RNA. RefSeq names its product protein TIC110, chloroplastic. The transcript has 15 exons. Lineage: Eukaryota; Viridiplantae; Streptophyta; Magnoliopsida; Asparagales; Orchidaceae. Gene Ontology annotation, cellular component: TOC-TIC supercomplex I. The record is from RefSeq and is a predicted model, not a curated record. Bases 14 to 3178 code for a protein of 1054 amino acids. Gene Ontology annotation, biological process: protein import into chloroplast stroma.
CUUGCGAUGAUUUAUGAUCCAACACUUGGUAAAUCAAUGCAAGCGUGGUCGUUUUCAUCCCUCCAAAGCCCUCACAUUUUCCCCGUCAGCUUAUCCCCUUCGCCUCUCCGCCCGCCCAAGAUCAAGGGAAACAUCUGGCGCAAGGAGGCGGCUUUGCGCUAUCAUGGAUCUCUCACUCCUACUUCCCUCCCCUUCCUCUGCUUCUCGCCAGCUCCUCUUUUCCCCCUUUAGUCCAAAUCCUCUCCGCGUCCAGUCCCUCAAAAUCCCUCGCACUUCCCUCCGCUACCGUUUCCGACUCUCCGCCGUCACAGAGGCGGAGGAGGCAGUUUCCUCCGGCAAGCCCCCAGUGUUCGGCUCCCCAAAGGAGCUAACGGUGCCGCAGAAGUUUGUGGAUGCUUUGCCGCCGCCGGCGAGGUUGGCGAGUUAUGUUGUGUUUACUGGGGCAGCUCUGGCUGCGGGGUUUGGAUUAGGGCUUCGCUUUGGAGGUAGCAAGACUGUGGGGAUUGGAGGAGCUGCUGCGCUCGGUGUUGCUGCUGGGGCUGCCGUUUAUGCUAUCAAUUCGACUGUUCCGGAGGUUGCAGCGGUGAAUCUGCAUAAUAUUGUGACUGGUUAUGAUGACCCUACGGAGCUCAAGAAGGAGGAGAUUGAAGCCAUUGCUGAAAAAUAUGGUGUCAGCAGACAAGAUGAGGCCUUCAGAGAAGAACUGCGUGAUUUGUACAGUAGGUUUGUAUCAUCCGUUCUCCCAUCCGGAGCUGAAAAUUUAAAGGGCAACGAGGUUGAGAGAAUCAUCAAAUUCAAAAAUGCUCUUGGAAUUGAUGAUCCUGAUGCUGCGUCUGUCCACAUGGAGAUUGGAAGGCAUAUUUUUAGGCAACGUUUGGAAACGGGAGACCGUGAAGCUGAUGUAGAGCAGCGUCGCGCAUUUCAAAAGCUUGUGUAUGUUUCCACUCUCGUCUUCGGUGAAGCCUCUAAAUUUCUUCUUCCUUGGAAGCGUUUAUUCAAAGUCACAGAUGCUCAGGUCGAUAUUGCCAUACGUGACAAUGCUCAGAGACUUUUUGCUGUGAAAUUAAAUUCUGUUGGCAAAGAGAUUAACGAGACAGGACUUUUUGAGUUGAGGUCUGCACAGCUCUUAUAUCGUCUUUCUGACGAGAUUGCUGCCGAAAUGUUUAGAGAACACACCAGAAAACUAGCAGAGGAAAACAUCUCCACUGCACUUGAUCUCUUGAAAUCUCGAAUACAAGCGGGAAGAACCACUCGGGUUAUGGAAGAGAUUGAGAAGGUUUUGGCGUUAAAUGAUUUACUCACACGCUUAAGCAAACAUCCUGAGUAUAAUAGUUUUGUCCCUGGCGUUGGUCCAAUUUCCUUAUUAGGUGGAGAGUAUGACAGUGACAGAAAAAUUGAUGAUUUAAAAUUGCUUUAUAGAACAUAUGCUGCUGAAUGUUUUCCAAAUGGACGCCUGGAGGAACAGAAGCUUUUGGUUUUGAACCAAUUGAAGAACAUAUUUGGUUUAGGGAAUCGUGAAGCAGAUGCAAUACUGCUAGAUAUUACUGUUAAGGCCUAUCGUAAGCGGCUUUCUCAAGCUGUUUCUAGUGGUGAAUUGGAUGCAGCUUCAAGCAAAGCUGCCUUUCUGCAAAAUCUUUGUGAUGAACUUCAUUUUGAUCCACAAAAGGCUAGCGAGAUACAUGAAGAAAUUUACAGGCAAAAGCUACAGCAGUCUGUUGCUGAUGGUGAGCUUAGCGAGGAAGAAGUUUCUUCUCUUCUUCGCAUCAGAGUUCUUCUCUGUAUUCCUCAAGAAACUGUUGAUGCAGCACAUGCCGAUAUCUGUGGUCGUUUAUUCGAGAAGGUUGUUAAAGAUGCAAUUUCAUCAGGAGUUGACGGUUAUGAUGCCGACAUCCGCGCUUCUGUGAGAAAAGCUGCUCAGGGUUUACGACUAACAAAGGAAUCUGCCAUGGCUAUUGCUAGCAAGGCGGUCCGCAAGGUUUUUCUAAAUUAUGUGCAACGUUCAAGAGCGGCUGGCAAUCGAACUGAAGCUGCAAAAGAGCUUAAGAAAAUGAUAGCAUUUAAUACCUUAGUUGUCACUGAACUAAUAUCCGACAUCAAAGGAGAGCCCAUUACAGAGGAACCAAUUGAAGUUGAGGUCAAGCAAGCUGAGGAAGAAGAUGAUGAGUGGGAAUCACUGCAAACAUUGAGAAAGUCAAAACCAAACAAAGAUCUCCAAGCAAAACUUGGAAAGGGAGGUCAAACUGAAAUAAAUUUGAAGGAUGAUCUCCCCGAAAGGGAUAAAACUGACCUCUAUAGAACAUACCUUCUCUUCUGUCUUUCAGGAGAAGUCACCGUUGUUCCUUUUGGUGCUCAGAUAAUCACAAAAAAGGAUAACUCUGAAUAUAUCUUAUUAAAUCAGCUCGGUGGAAUCCUUGGAUUAACUGGUAAAGAAAUAGUGGAAGUUCAUAGAAAUUUGGCUGAACAGGCAUUCAUGAAGCAGGCAGAGGUGAUUCUCGCUGAUGGACAGUUGACUAAAUCGAAAAUUGAUCAGCUCAGUGAGGUCCAAAAGCAGGUUGGAUUGCCUGCAGAAUAUGCACAGAAAGUAAUUAAGAACAUAACCACGACAAAAAUGGCUGCCGCGAUUGAGACGGCGGUUAGUCAAGGGAGGAUUGGAAUACAACAGGUUCGCGAAUUGAAAGAGGCGAAUGUUGAUUUAGAUAGCAUGAUCUCGGAGCGUUUGCGCGAGAAUCUGUUCAAGAAAACCGUUGAGGAAAUUUUUUCGUCUGGUACAGGAUUGUUUGAUGAGGAAGAUGUGUAUGUGAAAAUCCCCUCUGAUCUUAAUAUUGAUGCUGAUAAAGCGAAAGGAGUUGUUCAGGAUAUUGCGCAGCAUAGAUUAUCGAAUUCGCUGAUUCAGGCUGUGGCUUUGCUUCGACAGAGGAAAAGAGAUGGAGUGGUUGCUUCACUGAAUGACAUGUUAGCUUGCGAAGCCGCCGUAGCUUCGGAGCCCUUAUCUUGGUCUUCACCGGAGGAGCUUGCUGAUCUAUAUUGUGUGUAUCUGAAGAGCAUUCCUAAGAGAGAAAGGCUGGAUAGAUUACAAUAUCUUCUGGGAAUCAGUGAUUCUACUGCUGCAGCACUCAGAGAUACAGCUGAAAGGGGAGCACUGCCCAUGGGUAAUGAGGAAGAAGAGAUUGUCUUUUAGGUUUUUUUUCAAAUUUUGUAGUGAUUUUAUUUCAGUAGAUUUCAGGAGAUCUAAGGAAAUACAUGUCUGUGGAGAGAAGAUUGUGUUUUAAGUUUGUUUUUAUAUAUGUUGUAGAAUGUUUUGUUGUUUAAUGAACUUUGGGAGAUUUCAAUUGA